Molecule: messenger RNA, 1512 nt
Organism: Leptosia nina
Lineage: Eukaryota; Metazoa; Arthropoda; Insecta; Lepidoptera; Pieridae
Source: the annotation of a GenBank genome assembly
AUGGGUAAGCUUGACGUAGCUAUUCUGCGUUACCUGACCGGAGAGGAUUUUCGGGUCUUGACUGCAGUGGAAAUGGGAAUGAAGAAUCACGAAUUAGUACCUGGUUCGUUGGUAGCGUCAAUCGCUAAUUUGCGCCAUGGAGGUGUCCAUAAAUUGAUGAAGGAUUUAUGUAAACAUAGACUACUGACAUAUGAACGUGGAAAACAUUAUGAUGGAUACCGUCUCACUAAUUCUGGUUAUGAUUACUUGGCACUUAAAGCUCUCACAAACAGAAAAGUGAUUUCAUCCUUUGGAAAUCAAAUAGGAGUGGGUAAAGAGUCCAACAUUUAUAUAGUAGCUGAUGAAGAUAAAACUCCACUUUGUCUUAAGUUGCACAGACUUGGUCGAACGUGUUUCCGUAAUAUUAAAGGAAAACGUGAUUAUCACGCCCAUCGCAACCGUGCUUCAUGGCUUUAUCUAUCUAGAAUUUCUGCAACGAAAGAAUUUGCUUAUAUGAAAGCUUUGUAUGAUAGAGAGUUUCCAGUCCCCAAGCCAAUAGAUUUUAACAGGCAUUGUGUUGUUAUGGAGUUGGUUACUGGCGGGCCCUUAACACAUGUGACUUCAGUAUCUGAUGUAGAAUGGCUAUAUGAUGAGCUGAUGGGAUUAAUAGUGCGGCUUGGAAAUUGUGGAGUUAUACACGGUGAUUUUAAUGAGUUCAACAUUAUGAUCAGUGAAGAUGGCCAACCUAUAAUUAUUGACUUUCCGCAAAUGGUUUCUAUAAGACAUCCAAAUGCUCAAUUGUACUUUGAUCGUGACGUUCGCUGCAUUCGGGAAUUCUUUAAAAAACGAUUUGGCUAUGAAAGUGAAGAAUACCCUAAGUUCUCAGACUUAGAGAGAGAUGAUGAACUUGACGCUGAAAUAGCGUGUUCAGGUUACAAAAGGAAUGAAACGCUUGAAAAUGAAUUGCUUGAGGAAAUGGGAAUUGGCCUAGAAGUAAGUGAUGCAGAAGAUAAUGAGGAAUGUGAAGAAAUUGAUGACAAAGCAAGUUCUCGAUUAGGAGAAGAAGAGAUUGCAUUGCUUCGUCAAGAGGUUGAGGCAUCUAUUAGACACGACGAGACAAUACACACAGUCACAGCCAAAACAAACGAGUUAACAUUAGAUGAAGAAAUACCUACACUCGUUGUGCCACCAGUUAAAACAGAAACUUCUAUCGAUAGGAUAAAUCAUGAAUGUGACAUAGAAGCUAACAAUGACAGCUCAAACACAGAAGAUAAAAAUUCACAGAAGUACAGAUUAGCUAUGAUCGAAAAAGCACUGUCAGAUGUUAGGUCCAUGAGAUCUUACACGUCUGCUAGUACAAUAGCGCCAGAAGUGAUCAAGAAUCAAGUAAAAAAGAAUUUGGAGCUGAGGCAAAAGAGACAGGAAAGAAAGAAGGCGAUCGCUAAGGGAGAAGCGAGUGCGGUUACUAGACAAAGGAGAGAUAAUAAGGAGACAAUAAGAGAGAGUCACGGUUUGUGGGGAUGGGCUGAAUAA